This is a messenger RNA of Chenopodium quinoa (quinoa), 753 nucleotides long. RefSeq lists its product as uncharacterized. The transcript has 2 exons. The coding region runs from base 1 to 753 and encodes 250 amino acids. The record is from RefSeq and is a predicted model, not a curated record. Lineage: Eukaryota; Viridiplantae; Streptophyta; Magnoliopsida; Caryophyllales; Amaranthaceae.
AUGAAGUCCAAGGUAACCCUGAAAACAAACCCUGGGCAGUCGUCCAAAAAGAAUGCGCAACCUGCUAGUAGUUCGGACACUGACCAAGAGCCGAUCUACACAAUAGCAGGUGGCUUUGUUGGAGGUGGCCCAACCAUUAGGGGCACCAAGGACCAUGACAGGGGCAAGGUUCGUCGACCGAAUGAUGACCCCAUUGUCAUUGAGUGCAAAGUGGCCAACCAGAAGGUUGACCGGAUCCUCAUUGACACCGGAAGCUCGUCUGACCUCAUCAGCUACAAGUGCUUGUCAAAGCCAAAGUACAAGCCCGGUAGUAUGCACAAGGUGUCUCACCCCCUGGUUGGUUUUGGGGGUAGGGUUGUGCACCCAGUUGGACGGAUUGACCUACCCAUCUGGCUGGGGGAGAAAGGAGAAGGUUGCCACAUGGUAGUCCAGUUCUUGGUUUUGGAAGAGCUUACCGCCUAUAAUAUAAUAUUGGGCCGUCCGACUUUGAAUGCAUCUAAGGUCGUCAUUAUUCCAUCCCUCAUGCUGCUAAAGUUUGAGAAGGAUGAUGGGUCUAUUGGCUCCCUAAAUGGGGAUCAAAAGACGGCUAGAGAGUGGUACCUUUCAGACGUCAAGCCCACGGUGGCCGCAGCCGGUCAUGGUGAGGAACCAGUAGACCUUGACAAUGUCAAGAAAGCCGAGCUUGCUCCAACAGCAGCCGACAAGAAGAGAAAGGCCGACCAGUUGGUGGUCAAGAAAAAAGAGAAACAAUAG